Molecule: messenger RNA, 1721 nt
Organism: Diabrotica virgifera virgifera (western corn rootworm)
Lineage: Eukaryota; Metazoa; Arthropoda; Insecta; Coleoptera; Chrysomelidae
Exons: 3
Coding region: 764-1678 (304 amino acids)
Source: RefSeq, a predicted model, not a curated record
AACCCAAAAAUAUACAGUAUUUGAAAUAAGAAAGUUUAUUAGAUUUCCAGAAAAACUGAAGAUCUGACAACAAUGUAUUUACCACUAUAAUAUCGGCCGCAUUAGAAAACCCUUAUAAUGCACGAUUCCGAUAUCGACGGCAACUGCAGGAAGGCAGUUGCAGUUGUUGCCAGGACGACGUCAUUACUUUGCACUAUUAAUUUGUAUAUUUCUUAGCACCGGAAGUUCUGCCGGACACCGUCGCACGUUCUGCACGUCGAUGUCGGAAUCGUGCCUUUGAAAUCAAAAUCUAUAAAAAUCGUGCAAGCCGUCUCCGGGAUAAUUGAGGGUUUACAUAAAAUUCACUCUGUAUAAAUCAAUCAGAUAUAAACAUUUUUUUCUGUUCUGUUUCAUGUUUUUUAAGUGCAGAACUAAUGAAAGUUCAUUAAAUAUUUGCCGCGAACACAACAAAUGCGUUGGACGCCCGUACCCACGUAGCAUCAAAGAAUUAAACGCUCGACGCUCGCUUUUGAUCUUUCAACCGUUACCGUCGACAUAGACACUCCUUCGAAAAUGAUCGGCUCGUUCGGUUCGGCAGAAUUUUGCUACAAUCGGUCAUUUUCGGAGUGUUGCUAACCGUGGAAAGAUCGAUAGCGAGCAGCGAGCAUUCGUUCGCUUAUGCUCAGUGGGUACGGUCGUUUAGUGUAUUCGUUGUGCUCGCGCAAAUAUUUAAUUAAAAAAGAACUUGUAAUUCGUUCGGAACUUCGAUUUUCUGAAAAAAACAAUGGAAUGGAACCAAAGAAAAUGUUUAAAUCUUAUUGAUGGAUAUGAGCGCUCUCCUGAGUUAUGGAAUACAAAACACGGGCAAUAUUAUAAUAAAAGAAGAAAAAAUGAUGCCUGGAUAAUGAUAGGUAAUGAAGUAGGAUGUACCCCUGAAGAAGCAAAGAGAAAAAUGGAUAGUCUGCAGGCCAGUUUCCGAAGAGAAAAGGCAAAAGUUAACAAAACGACAGGAACGGAUGAAGUGUAUGUGUCUAGGUGGUUUGCUUUUUCCCGUAUGGCAUUUCUUUUAGAUAGAGAUGAACCUAUAGACUCUGUUGAUAGAGAUGAACCGAGAACAACUACAGACUCUGUUGAGGAAGCCUAUACUGAGCCAGUAAUUACAAUGUAUGAGGCAGAAUUAAUGCAGAUACCAUCGCCAUUGCCAGAAGAAUUGACAGAAAAUAGUAAAUGUAAAAGAAAAGCUACUGUAACUACAUUGGCGCCUCCAAUGCGGAAACAAAAAAGGCAUUAUUUAUCAGGAUAUGAUGCUAAGGUUGACGAAGCCUUAGGAAUUUUAAAAAAUGCAGUUGCAAAUAAUGUAACAUCAGACGCAUGUGGUGUCUACGGGCAGCAUGUGGCUUUUAAGUUAAGAAGUUACACGAGAACUACGAGAAACAUAGUAGAGCAUCACAUAAAUAAUAUAUUAUUUAAGGCUGAUAUGGGACACUACAGUUCUACAGUGACUACUCCCGUACAACAUCAAAACAUUCCACAAUCUCCAUCUUCAGAUGCCAGCCACGCUCCUUCAGUCCACACACCUGUUCCUACCCCUUCUCCACAACAUCAGACCGCUUUAGCAUCUACAAAUUCUCACGAAUACAAUAAUUUGGAUAAUUCGGAAGAGAUACAUGUAAAAUUCGAUGAUUUUGAUAAAUGGUAAAAUCUGUCAUUGUUUUUUUAGUAAUAUACCUAAUAUUAAAUAA